AUGUUUUGUUUUUUUUCUUUUUUUGCGUCAGAAUUUUUCUCACCAUUCAUUGGUCAGUGAGCAGGAAGUAAGCUCACGUAGCAACGUUAGCUCGACGGGAUAAGUAUGUAAUUGAUAUCUAAGACUCGGUUCUGGAACGUUUUCGGCAAAGUAUUGGGUUUACCUAUUAUUCGUUUGCAGUUCAUAAUGUAAUUAUCAAUCAUUUACAAAGAGACUGGACUAUUAGCAUCCAUUGAGCUAACGCAGCUAACAGCAACGACUUAAUGUUUCCGAGGUUAAAGCUUUUAAAAGAUCAUGAUUUAGAGCUACAAGACGAAUCCGCAUGGGUUUGUGAGACUAUGUGGGGAAGACCACAUCGUCUGUGGACACCUCCUCUGACCAUGUUGUCCAGCUAAGGACCGAGAGACAGGGGACAAAGUGGACCCAGAAGUGUUGACCAAGUUUCAGAAACCUGGAUGUACUAGAACAUGUGAAAGUUAUAAAAAAAUUUAAAAAAGGAUUGUGAAAGGGGGAAUCCGAGGGGGAGCCAGGAUGUCUGAGACGAUGAAGGUCGAAGCAGAUGAACCUGGAGGGAUCAGCUUGGAGCCCCCCAUACCUGCAGCAUCCACAACGGAACCGGAGGAGGAAACACAAGACAGCAAAGAUCUUAUUUAUCAGAUAUUGGUGAUCAAAGAAGAGGUUCCGCAUGACUGGAGCUCCUGUUUGGACCAGCAAGGCUCAACGACCCCCCACAUAAAGAAGGAAGAGGUGGAACAGUGGAUCAGUCAGGAGGAAGAACAGUUUGCUGUGAAGGAUGAAGAAGAACAGAAACCUAAGUUAUUAGAGCUUCAGCAAAUUAAAACUGAAGAUAAUGGGCAGACAGAAGCUCCAACGAGCAGCUCAGCUGGACAGAUAAAAACAGAACCUGAUGGAGAGCUCAGUGGAGGACCAGAACCAGAUAACAACUUAGAACUUUUAGCUGCUUCUCAAGAAAGUCACACAGUAGUUUACAACAUAGGUGAAACAUCUAAUCUGCUUUCCAAACUCACAUCCAAGAUAGAAACACAUACUGAAAAGAAGCCAUUUGGUUGCAGUAUUUGUAGAAAAGGGUUCAAAUGUCAAACUUCUAUUGAAAUACACAUGUUGACACACAAUGGGAAGAGAGAACAUAGCUGUGACCUUUGUGGUAAAGUGUUUAAAAAGAAGAGUUCUCUUCAGACACACAUGAGAGUCCACACUGGUGAGAGACCAUUUGCCUGCGCUGACUGUGGUAGAAGGUUUCAUAGAAAGGCGAUUCUUAAAAGUCACUUGGAGGUCCAUUCAGGGGAAAAGUCUUUUUCCUGUGAUGUUUGUGGUUCAGGGUUUAAAAGAAAAGAAACCCUUAAAAAGCACAUGUGGAUCCACUCUGCAGAGAAACCAUUUGUUUGUAGUAUUUGUAGUAAAGGAUUUUCACGACAAAAUCAUCUCAAGAGUCACAUGUGUGUUCACACAGGAGAGAAACCGUUUAUUUGCAGUGUUUGUAGUACAGGAUUUGCAUUACAACAUAGUCUAAAGACUCACAUGCUUGUUCACACAGGUGAGAAACCCUUUAUUUGCAGUUUUUGUAGCAAAGCAUUUUCCCUGCAGAGUCAUCUAAAAAGUCACAUGCGCGUUCACACAGGAGAGAAACCGUUUGUUUGUAGUGUUUGCAAUAAGGGAUUUUCACUGCAAGAGAAUUUGAAGAGACACAUGCGCGUUCACACUGGGGAGAAACCAUUCAUUUGUAGUUUUUGUUGCAAAGGAUUCUCACAACAAAAUCAUCUAGAGAGUCACAUGCGUGUUCACACAGGGGAUAAACCGUUUAUUUGUGGUGUUUGCAGUCAAGGAUUUUCACGACAGGCUUAUUUGAAAAACCACAUGGAUGUUCACACUCCACAAUUUGGAGAUAGUUAACCUGUUACAGAGGAAAUACAGUUAACAAGCUUAUCUGACCACUAUGCACCUUUCAGUGUUUUGUAUAUUGUGGACUGAGAUUUUGAUUAAGCUAAAUUUUUGGUAGACUUAAUGGGGUUUAUGAACCACAAGCUUCCACAGAGUGUGAUUUUUGUCUUUCGUUUUGUUAUAAUAGGAUUUAAUGAAGCGCUUGUAAACAAACUAAUGUAAGCUGUUGGCCGGCCAGUUACAGGUAUUUCUAUUAUGUAUUUCUCAGGCACAUUGUGCCAUUUUAUAGCACAAUCAAGUGACUUUUACUUUCAGUUAUUAUAAAAAUGCUGUAUAUGUCAAAAACUUUAAAGAAAAGAAUUUGUCUUGACAAAUAAAAAAACAAGCAGACAAACUUAAAAAAUAUGAACUCUACUCCCCCAUACAUCUCACUGUGCUAGCAACAUAUGUUUAUGUUUUUCAUUAUUGGCAGGGUUGCCCAACUCUGGUCUUUGAUGGCUACUAUCCUGCAACUUUUAGAUGUCUCCCUUCUGCAACACACCAGAAUCAAAUUGUUAAUCUGCAUCUUUUAGCUUUGCAAAAGCGAGGUUACGAGCCAUUCAUUGACUGACUUUGGGCACCCCUGAUGUACAGUGAGGAUGAGUGUUUGCCAUGGAGUAUGUGGCUAAAAAUGAACCUCAGAAAUUUGAUGACAAGUAUAUUUCCAGCCUUUCUGUUAAAGUGGAUUUAGGAGAAAAAAUUCCUAAAUGAUCAGUUUGAAUUACCCAAAUAUAAAUGUAUGUUUAUUUAAUGAAUUUUCAUGUAUGGUCUUGUGUAACAUUUCAAAGUCUAUGAUCAGGUCAUGUGAUGUUUUUAAAGCUCGUGACAAAAACAAAGUCAAUUAGAGAAAUAUUAUCUAUCCAUCUGUUCUCUAAACCUGCUUAUCCUUGCAGGGUUCUGGGGAACUGAUGCCUAUUUACCUCAAUCAUUGGGCAAGAAGCAACGUAUAGCCUUUACAGGUCAUCAGUCCAUUACAUGGUAACAGAGACGCACACAGGACAAACAACCAUGCACACACACCUAUGAACAAUUUAGAAAGACCAAUUGACCCAACAGUCAUGUUUUUGGCUGUGGUAUGAAGCCGGAGUACCUGGAAAAAACCCAAGCAUCUACAGGGAGUACAUGUAAACUCCAUCUAGGAAGACUAUGUCAUUUAUUUUCAUAUGUCAGUUGCACCAAAUUCACAAAGCCAGAAGUUGGUGGCAACAUUUUAAUCUAAGCUUCAUAUGUUUACAUUUGAGUCCGUUUUCAUUUUCAGAUUCUGGUUCUAUAAAGUUCACUGUGCAUGUUUCUGGUUUUUAUUGUUGUUUUUUUUACUUUUGCUUUGGAUAUUUCUUUAUUUUCUGGGGAAAUAUUUUGCCAAAGUUGGUUAGGUUAAAAUAAUAGAUCACUUAGGUGAAGUUGGGCUGAAGAAAGUGAUGCCAAAGAUGU
Molecule: messenger RNA, 3369 nt
Organism: Poecilia latipinna (sailfin molly)
Lineage: Eukaryota; Metazoa; Chordata; Actinopteri; Cyprinodontiformes; Poeciliidae
Product: gastrula zinc finger protein XlCGF57.1-like
Exons: 3
Coding region: 532-1911 (459 amino acids)
Biological process (GO): regulation of transcription by RNA polymerase II
Cellular component (GO): nucleus
Molecular function (GO): DNA-binding transcription factor activity, RNA polymerase II-specific
Source: RefSeq, a predicted model, not a curated record